This is a messenger RNA of Aspergillus tanneri, 1464 nucleotides long. RefSeq names its product FAD-dependent monooxygenase spyC. The record is from RefSeq and is a predicted model, not a curated record. The transcript is spliced from 4 exons. Lineage: Eukaryota; Fungi; Ascomycota; Eurotiomycetes; Eurotiales; Aspergillaceae. The coding region runs from base 1 to 1464 and encodes 487 amino acids. Gene Ontology annotation, molecular function: FAD binding.
AUGGCAUCAGGGCCUUUCAAAGUCAUCAUCAUCGGUGGCUCCAUUGCCGGGCUCACGUUGGCUCACUGCUUAGACAAAGCAGGAAUUGAUUACGUUGUCUUGGAGAAGCGGAAAGAGGUCACCCCUCAAGAAGGCGCUUCCAUUCUAAUCCUGCCUCAUGGAGGCCGUAUAUUGGAUCAAUUGGGGGUAUUUAAUGCUUUAGAGGCACACGUCCAGCCAUUGCAUACAGCGCAUAUUUCCUAUCCCGAUGGAUUCAAACACACCAACAGAUCGCCGCAGGUGCUUGCAGAUCGAUUUGGAGUACCUAUGGCAUUGGUGGAACGGCGCAAUCUGCUCAAAGUUCUGUAUGAUACGCUACCCGAUCGAUCUCGCGUGCAGGUAGACAAGAAGGUACUGGCACUGGAGCACGAACAGGGCAGCCUCGUGACUGUUCAAGUGGAAGAUGGAGCCAUCUACAAAGGCUCCCUCGUUGUGGGGGCGGACGGUGUUCACAGUCGUGUACGCAGCGAGCUAUGGCGCCUCGCGGACAAGGAAAAGCCAGGAGCCAUCAAAGACAAAGAGAAGAGCAGUAUGACUGUCAAGUAUGCCUGUGUCUUUGGCAUCUCCAAUUCUGUGUCUAACCUAGUUCCUGGAGAACAAAUAUCUACAUUGAAUGACGGCAGAUCAUUUCUGACCUUUCCAGGAAAGAGUGGCCGGGUAUUUUGGUUCCUGAUGAACAAACUCGAGAGGAAAUACGCAUAUUCCGAGGUUCCUCGAUUGACCUCCGAAGAUGCCAAACGGAUGGCCGAGCAAUAUGUCGAUGAUCACAUUUGGAAUGGCGUUCAUUUCAAAGAUAUAUGGGACAAAAGAGAAGUUUUCGGUGCAACCAACCUGGAAGAGAAUAUCUUCCAAACGUGGCAUUGGGGCCGCGUGUUAUGUCUCGGAGACAGCAUGCACAAGAUGGCUCCCAACACUGGUCAAGGGGCAAAUUGCGCCAUUGAGGAUGCUGCUCUGCUUACAAACUACCUAAGGCAAUCGAUCAACAGCACGAAGGAGAGCACGAAGGAGAAUAGAAAGUUGUCCGAUGAAAAACUCAGCACUGUUCUGGAGCAAUUCAGUCAGGAUAGGAUAGAGCGCCUUCAAAGUAUAUACAGACUCGCCCGUGUUGUGGUUCGGCUUCACGCACGUCAAAAUCUGUUUCUGCGGCUGAUGGGCCGCUACUAUCUACCUCAUACUGGCGAUCUUCCUGCAGACAUGGCAUCGAAGUCUAUUGCCGGCGGUGUGUACUUGGACUUUUUGCCUCUGCCGGGUCGCUCUGGGCCUGGUUGGAAACACUUUGCCUCCAAAACGCACUCGCUACCUCGGAGUUUGACACUCUUCUCUGCUUUGGUGCUUAUAUUGGGCAUCGCUUUCUGGACAGGACGGGGCAUUCUUCUUCCAUCCAUCCAGGGCUUGGGACUUAUUGAGACAUCUAUACAUAGUUAG